Messenger RNA from Dromaius novaehollandiae (emu), 5205 nucleotides. It is a transcript of the gene CACNA2D2, whose product is annotated as calcium voltage-gated channel auxiliary subunit alpha2delta 2. Gene Ontology annotation, molecular function: voltage-gated calcium channel activity. The coding region runs from base 229 to 3570 and encodes 1113 amino acids. The record is from RefSeq and is a predicted model, not a curated record. Gene Ontology annotation, cellular component: voltage-gated calcium channel complex. NCBI's taxonomy places the organism in Eukaryota, Metazoa, Chordata, Aves, Casuariiformes, Dromaiidae. The transcript is spliced from 38 exons.
GCCGGGCCGGGCGGCCGCCCGCCCGCCCGCCUAUUUGAGGGAAAGUAUCAGUUUGUCGGCGCUCAGUGCCGGCCGCCGCGCAGAGGCAGCGGGCGAGCGGCCGCCGGUCGGGGCGAGCAGCCGGCGCGGCGCUGCCCCCCUGCCGAGGACCGCCGCGCUCGUCGCACGAGUGGCGGCGGGGGGUGCCGCCCGCCCGCGCCCCUUCCCCGCCGCGUUUUUAAUGGAAACAUGGCGAUGGCGGCUCCGACCGGCAGCGCGGCGCCCGUCGCCCCGGCCCUCUGCGGCCACCUCGCCCUGCUGCUGCUGCUCGCCGCCCCCGCCGCCCACGGCUACAGCUUCCCCCAGCAGCACACUAUGCAGUACUGGGCCAGAAGGCUGGAGCAGGAGAUUGAUGGAGUGAUGAGGAUAUUUGGUGGAGUCCAGCAGCUCAGAGGGAUCUACAAUGAGAACAGAAACCUGUUUGAGGUCAAAGAGAAUGUGCCCAGGAAAUUAGUGGAGAAGGUUGCAGGCGACAUCGAGAGUCUCUUGGCCAAGAAAGUCCGUGCUUUAAAGAGGCUGGCGAGCGCGGCGGAGAAGUUCCAGAAGGCUCACCACUGGCAGGACAACAUCAGGGAGGAAGACAUCGAGUACUACGACUCCAAGGCCGACACUGAAUACGAUGACCCUGACGGGGAAGAGAUCGAGAGGGAGAAGUCGAACUCCUUGAAGCUGGAGUUCACAGACGAUGCCAACUUCAAGACCAAGGUCAACUACUCGUACGCCGCCGUGCAGAUCCCGACGGACAUCUACAAAGGCUCCACCGUGAUCCUCAAUGAGCUGAACUGGACCCAGGCGCUCGAGGACGUCUUCGUGGAGAACCGCAAGGAAGACCCCUCCCUGCUCUGGCAGGUCUUCGGCAGCGCCACCGGCGUCACCCGCUACUACCCAGCCACGCCGUGGAGAGCGCCCAACAAGAUCGACCUCUACGACGUGCGCCGCAGGCCGUGGUACAUCCAAGGGGCCUCCUCGCCCAAGGACAUGGUCAUCAUCGUGGACGUGAGCGGCAGUGUAAGCGGCCUCACCCUCAAACUGAUGAAGACCUCGGUCUACGAGAUGCUGGACACCCUUUCGGACGACGACUACGUCAACGUGGCUUCGUUCAACGAGAAGGCGAAGCCGGUGUCGUGCUUCAAGCACCUGGUGCAAGCCAACAUCCGUAACAAGAAGGUCUUCAAGGAGGACGUGCAGGGGAUGGUGGCCAAGGGCACGACCGAUUACAAGGCCGGCUUUGAGUACGCCUUCGACCAGCUGCAGAACUCCAACAUCACGCGUGCCAACUGCAACAAGAUGAUCAUGAUGUUCACGGACGGCGGGGAGGACCGGGUGCAGGACGUCUUCGAGAAGUACAACUGGCCCAAUAAGACCGUGCGCGUGUUCACCUUCUCCGUGGGGCAGCACAACUACGACGUGACCCCUCUGCAGUGGAUGGCCUGUGCCAACAAAGGUUACUACUUUGAAAUCCCCUCCAUCGGCGCCAUCCGCAUCAACACGCAGGAGUACCUGGACGUGCUGGGCAGACCCAUGGUCCUGGCCGGGAACCGGGCCAAGCAGGUCCAGUGGACCAACGUCUAUCAGGACGCCCUGGGCCUGGGCCUCGUGGUGACGGGCACGCUGCCGGUGUUCAACCUCACAGAGGACAGCAGCGACAGGAAGAACCAGCUCAUCCUGGGUGUGAUGGGGAUCGACGUGGCUCUCAACGACAUCAAGAAGCUGACACCACGAUACAAUUUAGGGGCAAAUGGGUACGUCUUCGCCAUCGACCUGAACGGAUACGUCCUGCUGCACCCCAACCUGCAACCCCAGAUCAUCAACUUCCGCGAGCCGGUGACACUGGACUUUCUCGACGCCGAGCUGGAGGACGAGAACAAGGAGGAGAUCCGGAGAAGCAUGAUUGAUGGGAACGACGGGCAGAGAUUCAUCAAGACCCUCAUCAAGUCCCUCGAUGAGCAAUACAUCGACGAGGUGUUCAGGACCUACACGUGGGCUCCUAUCAAAAGCACCAACUACAGCCUGGGGCUGGUUCUGCCGCCCUACAGCACCUACUACAUCCAGGCCAACCUCAGCGACCAGAUCCUCCAAGUGAAGUAUUUUGAAUACCUGCUGCCAAACAGCUUUGAGUCGGAGGGACAUGUGUUCAUUGCUCCCAGAGAGUAUUGCAAAGACCUCGACUUGUCGGAUAACAACACCGAGUUCCUGGAAAACUUUAUUGCCCUCAUGGAAAAGGUGACCCCAGACUCCAAGCAGUGCGACAAUUUCCUCCUGCACAACCUCAUCCUGGACACGGGCAUCACGCAGCAGCUGGUGGAGCGGGUCUGGAAGGACCAGGACCUCAACACGUACAGCCUCCUGGCCGUCUUCGCAGCCACCGACGGGGGCAUCACCCGCGUCUUCCCUAACAAGGCUGCGGACGACUGGGAGGAGGAGCCGGAGCCCUUCAAUGCCAGCUUCUACCGCAGGAGCCUAGAUAACAAGGGCUACAUCUUCAAACCGCCCUACCGGGAUGCCGGCUACCGAGGGCUGGACCUGGAAAACAACACCAUCGGGAUCCUGGUGAGCACCGCCGUGGAGCUCAGCAUCGGGGGCAAGACGCUGAAGCCAGCAGUGGUUGGAGUGAAACUGGACCUGGAGGCCUGGGCAGAGAAGUUCAAAGUGCUGGCGAGCAACCGGACAGACCGGGACCAGCUGGGCACGCGCAGGUGUGACCCCUCGACAAGCUGCGAGAUGGACUGUGAGGCCAACAACAAGGACCUCAUCUGUGUCCUCAUCGAUGAUGGAGGCUUCCUGGUGCUCUCCAACCAGGAGGAUCACUGGUACCAGGUGGGCAAGUUCUUCAGCGAGGUGGAUGCCAACCUGAUGUCUGCCCUCUACAACAACUCCUUCUACACCCGCAAGGAAUCCUAUGACUUCCAGUCCGUGUGCGCCCCCGAGGCCCAGAGCAACACGGGCGCUGCCCCCCGCGGCGUCUUCGUGCCCACCAUGGCAGACUUCCUCAACCUCGCCUGGUGGACCUCGGCCGCAGCCUGGUCUCUGUUCCAGCAGUUCCUGUACGGCCUCACCUACAGCAGCUGGUUUCAGACAGAGGACGUCACGGCAGACAGCAUGGAGUCCAGGGAGACCAGCUGCAUCAUGAAGCAGACGCAGUACUACUUCAGCACCGUCAAUGCCACCUACAACGCCAUGAUCGACUGUGGGAACUGCUCGAGGCUCUUCCACGCGCAGAGGCUGGCCAACACCAACCUGCUCUUCGUGGUGGCCGACAAGCCGAUGUGCAGCCAGUGCGAGUCUGUCAAGCUGCUUCAGGCAGAGAUACGAGCUCCCCCACGAGAUCCAAAUCAGUGUGAGCUGGUGGACAGGCCCCGCUACCGGAAAGGUCCCCACAUCUGCUUUGAUUACAAUGCAACAGAAGAUACCUCAGACUGCGGCCGAGGGGCUUCGUUCGCCCCCUCCCUGGGGGUCCUACUGUCUCUGCAGCUGCUUCUCCUCUACUUGAGCGCCAGCCGGCACCCGCUGCCCUCGGCCUCCUGCCUUUAAGCGCCCGCACGGCCGCCCCAUCCACGUUUCUUUUGUUUCCGACGCCAUCUCCAUCCCCCUUCCAGGCGUGGUGGGAAGGGCAGCGGCAUCUUCUCCUCGGCCCCUCGCCGGGGUCCGUGACCCUCCUCCCCGGCGCGGGGAGCUGGGAGCUGCUCGCUCUGGGGUCGGGAUCGGGGUCGGUGCUGGCCCCACAGCUGCCACGUUCCCCGGCUCGGCCCUGGGACCCCGCGCUCCCCGCGCCGGCGGCCCCAUCCAAAGACGAGCGGCCCCCCGGCGCUGGGGUUGCGGCCAGUGUUUCCCCCCGCCGCGGCCCCUGGACUUGGGCUUCACGGGCGCCGCCGCCACCCUCGCCGUCUCGCCACGCACGGGCGGCCACUCGCCGCGCUGGGGAGAGGAGCGCCGGCUGCCGCCUCCGCCGCGCGCCACGGCCUCUCGAGCGCCGCCGGAGCCGAUGCCAGGCUCCGGCACCGGGCUCCAUCCGCUUCCCGUGCCAGCAGCGCCGCCAGGGCUCCAUCCUGCCGCCGCUCACCUUAGUCCAAACUGCUCACGUUUUUUUAGCCUGAGGAUUUUAAACCAGAUCUUUCUACAUCUAGUUUCCGACAUUUUAGCCUGGAGAAUUACGGUAUUUAUUGUCAGCAACAAGGACACAAAAAAAAAAAAAAAAGGAAAAAAAAAAGAAAACAGAACUUGACGUGACUGUGCUGGUCAGUAUGGUUUCUUUCAGUGGCUACGGCGGCCCCGGGGCUGCCCGCGCGCCGCGGCGGAGGGCGGCCGGUCGCGGCGGCUCCGCGGGGUUUGGGGCUCGGCCCAGGCCGGGGCCCGGACAGGGCAGAGCUGAACGUCGCCUUUGCCAGGACCGGCCCUAGCCCUCGGUUCCCGCGCUCACGUUGUCUGCUCUCAUCCGUUCUUGGGCACAGAUAUGGGGGUGAAAAGGAGAAAAAAAAACGAUAUUUUUUUUUCUUUCUUUUCUGUUCUGCAGAUCACUGUGAAAUCCUUCCUGUCCGCCCUGCCCCAUCCCCGCUCCCGCCCCCGGCAGCCCCGCCAAAGAAGCCGCCGUGCCGCCUUGGAGGGGGGGCACAAGGGGUUUGGGGGGGGCGCGGAGCGGGGCCACGGGGGUCUCCCGGCCCCCCGCCCCGCUUGGCGCCGGGGGUAAUUACUGGUCAUUCUGCUUGUAGCUUUUUCGGUGUGUGUUUGGUUACUGUCUCUGGGAACUGUGUUUGAACAGAUGGCUGGCUCUGUGUUACCGGGAGUGUGCGUACUUCUAUAGUCUAGUUAGGUGCUCUUCGAGACUACCGCCACCUAUACAUAACUAUAAAUAUAUACAUAUAUAGUCUAUUUUAAGUUAAAGACCAAUGAAACGGAGGGACCGCGCAGCCCCCGGGCAGCGCGGCCUGCCCGGUCCCCACCUGGAAAGCUUCUCUCUGCUCAUUCAAAGGCUUUGGGUUUUUAAUUGGUUUUCUUUAAUUUAUUUUUAAUUUGUUUUUUUUUUGUACAGAAGAGUUGGAAAACUUCAAAAAAAAAAAACCAACAAAAAGACGAUUUGUAAGAUAUCGUGCGUGUGACUCCUUGUAAAAUAUUUUCAAAUGGUUUAUUACAGAGACUCAGUUAUUAAAUAAUGUUCAUAUUUUCACUUCA